Mya arenaria is the source of this 4956-nucleotide messenger RNA. Its product is annotated as neuronal membrane glycoprotein M6-a-like. Gene Ontology annotation, biological process: neuron projection development. Bases 122 to 907 code for a protein of 261 amino acids. The record is from RefSeq and is a predicted model, not a curated record. Gene Ontology annotation, cellular component: plasma membrane. NCBI's taxonomy places the organism in Eukaryota, Metazoa, Mollusca, Bivalvia, Myida, Myidae. The transcript has 7 exons.
CGGCAGACGUUUUUCAAGAACAGCUAAUUUCGGAUGAAUCACUUCCGCAGAAAUGAAAUUUGAUGAGUUUUGAUAGUUUUGCUUUAAAUUUUAGCGAUAUACUCGUCUUAUCUUCAAAUCAAUGGAGUUCACAGAGAGGCUGGGCAAUUGCCCAUUUGCAUCUCUGAUUGCAUCGAUCAUCGUGUUUGUGGGUGUGGGGCUGUUCUGUGGGGGCCUGUACCGCGCCCUCACUAUCAUCAUCAAGUCUGUUAUGCAGGAGCUGUUUGGAUUCGAUGUAUCAUGGCUGGAGGUUCUGCAGAUCGUGUUUAUUGUGAUCGCAUGUGUGAUGGGGCUGUUUGCCAUUCUCUUGUUGAUCUUCGCCUUCCUUGCAACUGGAGCGACCAGGAAAAACGUGUAUUCUGGGGCCAGUUGCAUCAUGGGAGGCCGUAUCUCGGCAGCUUUUUUCAUGUUCAUCUCCUACCUACUGAACCUGGUGUGGCUGGUGAUCUCUGCCGUGUGUGUGAUUCCAAUUGUCGGCUACCUCAUGGUCCACUCCAUCUGCGCCACUGAGGUCUACAGUAAGGACGCAAACAGUCUCAACGGAUACUGCUUCACACUCACUAAUUUUGGUAUAUACAGAAACCAAUCCUACCCCCUGGGGAUCACACCACCGGGCCGGGAACAACUCUGCGGCCAUACGGAGCUUAGACGCUUCUGUGAUAAGAUCGAGGAAUCUGGCCCCAUGUUCUGUGUAGCACUAGUGGGGUCUGUGUUGAUCUGUCUUGGCAUGCUGCACUUCAUGAUAAGCCUUGCAGCCAAUUACACAAGAAUCCGAAUCUCGAAGGAGCUGACAGACUAUCGUGAUGCGGUGGACAUGGAGGAGCUGGAGCUUCACUCUGCAGUGGACAAAGGCUCCUCCCAGUACUGACAUACGAAGCGCUGGCUGGACCCCACAUCACGACUCACUGAGGCACAGGAAGACAAUGGUUACGAUGACGAUGAUGAGGAUGAAGAUAGCAGUGUGCACUCAAAUGAAGUCGCUGAAAUUACAAGACGAUAGGGUGGUCUAACAUUAGUGUUUGUUUGUGACCCUUAAUUUUGACAUCUGGCACCUAUAUCAUGAAAACAGUCAAAUCUCAUUCUCAGACUCAACUCAAUUUAAAUCAUAAAAGCAUAGUAUGAUAGUAAAUCUUGCAUGUUUUUGUACUUUUUGAAACCAUACUUUUUAAAUAGAAGGUGUUGGUAAAAAUAAAUUGUAAAUAUUUCAAAGAAAAUAUAAUUCUAAAGCAAAAAAUAUACUUGGGUUAUUGAUGAAAAAUAAUAAAUAGUACUCAAUUACUAUUUUGGGUGUUGAAUAUUUUUCCAUUGGAAUUUUGACCGAAGAUUAUAGAAUGCGCUCUUAUAGGGUGUAAAAACAUACAUGAAUUUAAUAACUUUUGCUUUUAUACGAUAAAAUGAGUUAAGAUUAAGAUUUUAUAAAAGCAUUUUCGUGAUAUUGGGGCCUGGUCUUAAAAAUGACACUUAAACUUUUCGAUAGUGAUUUACCCAAGUAUGUGCAUAGUGAUAGGAAGAUUAAGGGUCACAUAUUCAGUUCAUGGGCCAGUUUGAAUGGAAAAAGUAUCAUUCCGUGUUGGUUGUUCAUAAAUGUAUGAAUGAAAGAAAAACACCCAAGAGUUUUUCCACUUGUCAUUCAUAAAAAAUGUUCCUUUAACAAAUAUUUCUUCAUGACAUCUGAUGCAUUUUCCCGCAUUGUAAACAUCAAAAUAUACAAUCAUAACAUACCAUCACAACAUGCCAUCACAACAUGCCAUCAUAACAUGCCAUCACAACAUACCAUCAUUACAUAACAUCAUAAUCUUUCCUAUGUUGAUCUUUAAAGGUAUUUAGGCAAAAUGUAUAUAAUACUAAGUGUGAUGAAACACAAUAUAUUUAUGUUUUCAGCACCAGGGUGCAUUGUUAUCACCUAAUACUCUUUUAAGGUUGUACUUGAGGAAACAUAUCAUAGUUUAUCAUAAACUAGUUUCUUGUCUUAUGACAGAUUGAAGAUAUUUUUUUCUGCAAAAUAAAACGUGCACAUAAUUUGUUGAACUGCAUUUAAUUAAAAGAUGUACAUAGAAAACAAAUAGACAUAUACAGCAACAACAUUUAAUGCAUUCAAGCAAUUAUGCCUAUAGCUUGCAAACAAUGAACAAGCAAUACAGAUGUCAUUUAAACAAUUAGAGUCACUGUAUUUAUGAUAGUUUUAUUGAUAGGAAUCCCCAGAUGUCCUAAUUAUUUGCUUUUAUCGAUGAUAUUUUUAGCUUAGUUUAAUGAAAACCACUUCGUCAUAUAUGUCAUGAUAUUCUAUAACAGUACUGUUUUUCUCAAUAUGAUGUUUCAUUGCUAUUUGAUCCUUUUAUGUCUGAAAAUAGCUCAUUGAGCUAAUGUUUUUUGUAAGCCUACCCAUCUUUAAAUAAAGAUUCUUGUAUCUUAUUGUGCACAAUAUUAAUUUCCUCUUGAAAAUUGAUAUUAUUGUAAACAGAUUUCCUACUGUUGCCAGAGAGGAUUCAAAAUAGUUGUGUAUCUAAAGGUAAUGAAACAUGGGUAAUUUUUCUUUUGUUGAAACAUAACCAAUCGUUUUUUAGUCCUUUAAUAAUUCAUAAGGCAACUCUUCCCAAGAAAGACAUCGCUUGUGACUUUUGGAAGAAAUAUUUUAUACUUAAACCAUUGUAGAGACCAGGAGCUAUAUUCAUAACACAUCUUGGUGAAUAGUUUUGAAUAAGUGAAAUUUAAAGAAAACUUACAUGAUUACUAAAUGUUUUUACACCAAAGUUAUGAAAAUAAGGAAGAAUAAGAAAACCAAAUAAUAAAGGCUUAAAUAUAAAUUUGAUGAUAAAAAGAGGGUACUCAAAAAAAAAUGUUUUUGACAUUCAAAAAAAUAAUUUGUUGAAAUAUUCACAAAAAUGUUUUAUGAAAUAAGUUGAAAAAAUUUACGAAAAUGUUUUAUGAAUACAGCCCCUGAUGUAGGUCAUUUCACUUUAAAGUCUCGGGUCGAUUUAGCAUAUUGAAUUAAAUUUUGCCCUCAUUGUUGUAAAGUGCAACUUUAUCACCUCUUUAUACGGAGGUUUUGUGGUUCUUCAUCAGUCUAUAAAGUGCCUUGUUUGUGACUGUGAAUACACUCAGUUUCCAAAGAGGUUGGUAAAUUUAAUUGUAUAUGUGACUUUUCUUCAGGGUUAUUUGUUACAUAAACUAAUGCCUCUUAAAGACAAAAUAGUUUGAAAUCUGAAAAAAAUAUUUUUAUUAAAGGUGAAACAUUUUAUUUACUCUAAAGUAUUUGUUUUACUAUAAGUAAUCUUUCAAAUAAGCAUUGAAUUAUUGUAACAAAAUGAACCCUAAGUUUGAAUACAAUUUAUUAUCAGUUUUAAAUUGUUCAUGUAAUUUUCAGUUAUUCAUGAAUGGUGUAGAGUCAGAUAUUGUUUUGCCAAUGUAAUUGUAUGGUUUUUUUUACGCGAACAUAUGUUUUUCGUGUUGCGUUUCAUUGCCAGUUUUUACAACAAGAACAUUUUAUAUGUCUAGGGAAAGUGAAAUGAAAUUAUGUUGUUUGUCUGUUUGUGACAUCUAUGAAAAUGUCAACUGAAAAAGAUUAAGCAGUGAUACCAAUUACUUGCCCUAUGGAUUAAAAAACAGACAGACACUGAUUACGUUCAAAUAAGGAAACAACAGAAAAUCGCAAGGGGUGUUCAGAUAAUUUUAUUAGCCUAAUGGAUUGGGCAUGGGUUUUGGAUUAUGAGAUUUUGCUUAUGUCUGUAGAGAACAAUGUUUUCUGUGAUGAUUAUAAAACUUAUAUAUCAGGUGAUUUAGAUAAACAUAUCAAGUUAAUAUCUGUGAAUUUUACAAUGUAAUUUGAGUGAUAUUCUAAGAGCAUUUAAAGAGUUGUUUAUACAUGUCCAUGAUUAAAUGUUUCGGUACUUUUUUGUAGUGUCCAUUAUGACCUAUAUAUGUAGACAGUUUCGUUCAUUUGUCGUUACUUUCUCUGUGUAUGGCAUCCAUUUGUAUUUGAGUUUUGUGAAGGUCCUUAGGGUUUCUAAUGGUGAUGGAAGGUAUCUCCUUCAUUUUAUUUUUUUUUGUGAUAUUUAUUUAUUCAUUCAAGUACAGAAAAGUUUAGAGACGAUCACUUAUUCUCUUGAUAACCAUGUGUUUUCAAGGCAGAGUACACAGGCCGCUUUAUAAAUUUGUAAAUAUUUACUCUUUGUGAUAUUGACCCAGUUUGUUUUCAAACAAUUGAUAAGAUCUAAUUUCAUGAAGAACACAUAGAAGACUGUAUUAUUGGCAAAUGUUUUGACAAACCAUAGAGGACCAUCGCAUUGCAUUCAUCACAUUCAAUAUUAUUGUAUUCACCUUUUUAUUUUUCCAUAACUUUUUUUCCAUCUCAACUUUUCAACUUUUCAAUUUUUUACUGAAUGUUGGUAUAUAUGUUAUGAAAAUCAGGGGUUUUAAAGAAGUUCAUUUGACAUCUUUAUUUUAGGCCCCUCUGGUAAGUGUGUAAAUUGGCCUAUCAGCUAUUGUUAGACAUUCCAGCCAGCUUUAGGUUUAUUUUUGUACUAAUAUUUUUAUAUUAUUUAAUGGAUUUCAUUUUAAUGCAUAUUAUGCCUUUAUAAAUACUGUAUAUUUUUUAUUUGAUUAAAAAUCAUUGUUCUCAUACAUAUGUUUAUACCAUAUUAACAUUAUUUUGUAUAAACUAACAUAUCAGGAAUGGUCAUAAGCAUUGAAAUCUGUAAAUUUUAUUUACAUGUUAUAAUGUAGCACAUUUUUUUAAUAUUCUUUCAUUUAUUUUUAAGAAUUUGACAUUCAAUUUGUCUUUGUAAAUACCAUAAUUCAUCAUCACCCACAAACAAUCAUGUUUUCCAAAAUGCAGGAAAGUUGCAGUUGUAUGUCAUAUUGUGAACUCAUUUAGAUUUGCUGUCAAUCUUUAUUGUAAUAAAUAUGGUAUCUCUUUUA